AGGGCAGCGUGUGUGCCUGUGUGCUCCAUGCUGGGAAGGAUAGUUUAAUAUAAGUAAAGGCUGCUGGAUAACUGGAAAUGGGCAAAUUAAAAAAACGAUAUAACUGGAAAGCAAGACAGCAGACUCAGACCACAGAAGUCAUUUCAGAGGAAACCAAGCAAAAUGUGGAAGUUACUAUUGAAGGAGUUAAACAACUAAAAGGAGUGGAUGAAAGCAAUGCUUUAGUUUUACCAGCAAAAAAGGCCAAACGGAAAAAAGUUGGUGACAGUGGUCAUGUAAAGAAGCCGCUUAGUCGAAAACAGAAGAAAAUACUACAGAAAAUUGUGGAGCAAAAAGAAAAGAAAACAAAGCGAGCUGACAUUCUCAGUAAACUAAGUGAGGUCCAGGUUUCAGAGAAGGAGCUGAGUUUGUUGUAUACAACAUCCAAGCUGGGAACAGGAGAUCGCUUGUACAGUACUAAACGGACUCUUGAUGACAGUAGCCCUGGAUGUGGUCGGAUCAGCAGCAUUAGUGGUGUCAACAAAAGAUCUAGACUGACAUCAGAGGCAGAAGAUGAUGAACAAGAAUUGGAGACUUCAGAGUCGUCUGUCAGCUCUGGUGAAGAAGAGGACAAUGACUCUGAGGAUGGAAAUGAUGUUGAAGAGGGUAGUACUACAGAAAAGCCUAAUACCUCAAGUACUUUGAAGAACAUUAAUACAGAGCCUAAGCAAAUGGAAACUAAAAGUUUGAGCAUGCCAAAGCCUUCUGAACCACCUUCCUCAACUCCAGCAAUAUUCAUCCCUGUAGACAGAACUUCUGAAAUUCAGGAGGCCAGAUUAAAACUGCCAAUCCUGGCUGAAGAGCAGGUGAUCAUGGAAGCCAUUAAAGAGAACCCAGUUGUGGUUUUAUGUGGAGAGACUGGCAGUGGGAAAACUACUCAGGUUCCACAGUUUCUGUAUGAGGCUGGCUAUGGAAGUGACAAUGACCUUAUUGGUAUCACUGAACCACGUCGUGUGGCUGCAGUUGCUAUGUCACAGAGAGUGGCACUUGAAAUGAAUCUGUCUCACAGGGUUGUCUCCUACCAAAUUCGAUAUGAAGGCAACAUUUCUGAUGAAACAAAAUUAAAGUUCAUGACAGACGGUGUGUUGCUGAAGGAAAUUCAGAAGGAUUUCUUGCUUCAAAAGUAUAAAGUAAUCAUUAUUGAUGAAGCCCAUGAAAGAAGCGUGUACACGGACAUUCUAAUUGGACUGCUUUCUCGUAUUGUCCCUCUUCGGAAAAAGAAAGGGAAGCCAUUGAAAUUGAUUAUUAUGUCUGCUACACUGCGUAUUGAGGAUUUUACAGAAAACAAGCGACUUUUCCCUGCCCCCCCUCCUGUGAUCAAGGUGGACUCUAGGCAGUUUUCAGUUACAGUGCAUUUUAACAAGCGCACCCCACUGGACGACUAUGCUGGGGAGUGUUUCAGAAAAGUCUGUAAGAUCCACCGGAUGCUUCCUCCAGGUGGCAUCUUGGUUUUUCUAACCGGGCAGGCAGAGGUCCACUCUCUGUGUAGAAGGUUGAGGAAAAACUUUCCGUACAGUGGGAAAAAACUCCCAGAAGAAGAGGAAGAAGACUCACAAGAAGCAAUGAAAAAAACUAAGAAAUCUAAACAAAAAAAGCGUAUGAAAUUACCAAAGAUUAGCCUGGAUAACUAUUCAGCCAUGCCUUUGGAUGAAGGGGAUGAAGAUAGGGAGGCUGGUGAGGAGGAGGAGGAGGAUGAUGGUGAGGGAUCUGAUCUCGAUCUGGAUUUAGGUGAUGAAGGCCCGGAUGAAGAUGAAAAACCAGAUUCCUCUCUUCCCCUGUUUGUACUACCACUCUACUCCCUACUAGCUCCAGAGAAACAAGCCAAGGUUUUCCGUCCUGCACCCAGUGGCACAAGGUUGUGUGUUGUGGCCACCAACGUUGCAGAAACGUCUUUGACAAUUCCGGGGAUAAAGUAUGUGGUUGACUGUGGCAAGGUGAAGAAGCGAUUCUAUGACAAAGUUACUGGUGUGUCUUCAUUCAAAGUAGAUUGGAUUUCCCAAGCGUCAGCCAAUCAGCGAGCAGGAAGAGCUGGACGUACAGAGCCUGGCCACUGCUACAGGCUGUAUUCUUCAGCUGUGUUCAGUGAUUUUGAAGAGUUUUCCUUACCAGAAAUAACGAGGCGGCCAGUUGAGGAUUUGGUACUUCAGAUGAAAGAUCUGAACAUUGAAAAGGUUGUAAACUUCCCUUUUCCCACACCACCUUCUGCAGAUGCCCUUAUUGCUGCAGAGGAAUUACUUAUAUCUCUUGGAGCAUUGCAAGACCCCCCCAAAGUUGGAAGGCUCAAUGAUCUGCAGAAGGCUAAGCUCAGUAGCCCAAUCACUGCUUUGGGUAAAACCAUGGCAUCCUUUCCUGUUGCACCACGAUAUGCAAAAAUGCUAGCACUGGGCAAACAGCAUGACUGUUUACCGUAUAUAAUCACCAUUGUAGCAGCUAUGACCGUGCGUGAACUGUUUGAGGAGCUUGACAGACCUGCAGCCAGUGAUGAGGAGAAAGAGAAACUGAAAGGCAAGAAAGCCAGAGUAUUACAAAUGCAGAAGAUCUGGGCAGGACAGGGCCAGGCACAAAAACUGGGUGACCUCAUGGUGAUGCUAGGUGCUGUGGGUGCAUGUGAGUACAGUGGUCUCACUCCUAAAUUCUGUGAAAAUAAUGGUCUCCGAUACAAAGCUAUGAUGGAAGUAAGACGUUUGCGAGGGCAGCUGACUACAACAGUCAACUCUCUCUGCAGUGAUGUCCAACUUUUCCUCGACCCAAAAAUGAGUCCACCAACAGAGAGUCAGGUGACCUACAUGAGACAAAUUGUGAUGUCUGGAUUGGGAGAUCACAUAGCCAGGAGAAUUAGUUCAGAAGAAAUGCUUGAUGAGAAAUGGAAGAAUGCCUACAAGACCCCGCUUCUGGAGGAUCCAGUUUUCAUUCACCCAAGCUCUGUCCUGUUCAGACAGCUUCCUGAGUUUGUUGUUUACCAGGAAAUUGUGGAGACAUCAAAGAUGUACAUGAAAGGUGUAUCAACCAUUGAAUCUGAGUGGAUCCCUGCCUUGCUGCCUCAGUACUGUCACUUUGGAAACCCCCUGGAAAAGCCCACUCCAUAUUACUGCCCAGAAUCCGGAAUGGUGAAGUGUCACAGGCCAAGCACUUUCUAUCGAGUUGGUUGGGAGCUGCCUUCUGUUGUUGCCACUUAUCCAGAAGGUCUAGAACGCUACAAAUAUUUUGCAAAGUUCCUACUAGAAGGAAAGGUCAUCAAGAAAUUAGGCUCUUACACCAAUGUUUUGUUGUCCAGCCCAAUAACUAUGAUAAAAUCCUGGGCUAAACUCCAGCCCAGAACCGAAGUCUUACUAAAAGCUCUUGUUUCUAAAAAUUGUGACAACAAGCCUGCAUUACUGGCUGCCUGGAAAAGCGACCCAAAAUAUUUGUUAUCUCCAUUUUGCCAGUGGCUCCCAGAAGCUAUCCAUGAAGAAGUUUUGCAAGCUUGGCCACCAGUUGCAACGUGAACACUGAAUGUAAAAUGUGCCUUAUAGACUUUCACUGGGACAAAAUGUAGAUUGACUGGAUGUCCAACCCAUCAUUAUAUGAAAAUCUCUACAGUGGUAUUUUUUGACACUGUACUCUUUAACACGUUUUUUUUUUAACUUAGCCAUACAUUGGAACAAUGUAAAAUACAAUCAAAGAAACGUGUGAAAUGGUUACUUUGCACACAUAGAUGUUAUGUACUAAACAUUGUAUUAUAUGUACAUAAUGGAUACAA
This is a messenger RNA of Pelobates fuscus (common spadefoot toad), 3778 nucleotides long. It is a transcript of the gene DHX37, whose product is annotated as DEAH-box helicase 37. The record is from RefSeq and is a predicted model, not a curated record. The coding region runs from base 78 to 3524 and encodes 1148 amino acids. Gene Ontology annotation, molecular function: ATP binding; ATP hydrolysis activity; helicase activity. Gene Ontology annotation, cellular component: intracellular anatomical structure; nucleolus. Gene Ontology annotation, biological process: maturation of SSU-rRNA from tricistronic rRNA transcript (SSU-rRNA, 5.8S rRNA, LSU-rRNA). Lineage: Eukaryota; Metazoa; Chordata; Amphibia; Anura; Pelobatidae. The transcript is spliced from 28 exons.